Messenger RNA from Planococcus citri (citrus mealybug), 8084 nucleotides. Its product is annotated as small subunit processome component 20 homolog. Lineage: Eukaryota; Metazoa; Arthropoda; Insecta; Hemiptera; Pseudococcidae. The coding region runs from base 166 to 7998 and encodes 2610 amino acids. The transcript is spliced from 33 exons. Gene Ontology annotation, cellular component: 90S preribosome; nucleolus; small-subunit processome. The record is from RefSeq and is a predicted model, not a curated record.
UGGAAUCAUGCCAUGUGACUCGGCGAGUGAUAAGAUGAUUGAAAAUAUUUUGAAAAAAAUGUGGGAUAGAUUUUCAUUAAAUUAAAUUUAUCGUAUGUUGGUGUAAUUAUUUCACAUUAUUAAUUAUUUGUACGUUUUUGUGAUGAAAAAUUGAACAACGACGCAAUGAAGACCAAACCGAAACGCCAUAAGGCUUCUAACACAUUCAAAUUUCAAACGUUUUCCGAACGUAUAUCAUCCAUCGAUUACGAUGUGUUUCACAAAGUAAAACAUCCUUACCAAGAAGAUGACGAAGAGAUCACAUAUUACGCUCAAGCGUUGACUAAAUGGAACACAGAAAGCUUUUCUCCCGGGUAUUACGAGCUGAGAAAAAAAUUACCGAGUGAUGUCAAUACUUUACCGCAACUUCUCGUGCUGAAAGAUGAUAUAAUGAAAACGUUACUCGAUCAUUUAAAAUCUUGCGAUAUAGAAUCAUUACAGCCAGCUUUAGAGUUGAUUGUGGCCGUAGCAAAAGAUCUCCGGAAAGAAUUUUUUCCUUAUUUUAAUCCCGGCGUUCUUCAAGAAUGCAUUCGUUUAUUAGAUACCCGAGAAGUCGAGCAAAUUGAAUGGACUUUUACCUGUUUAGCUCAUUUAUUCAAGUUUCUUUGGGCCAACAUCGUGAAAAACAUCAACAUUAUUUUACCAAAAUUACUACCACUUCUUAGUUCGUCCAAACCGAGCUAUAUCAAUAACUUUGUUGCUGAAAGUUUCGCAUUUGUCGCUCGGAAAGUACGCGAUAAGUUGGAAUUUUUGUUACUCAGUUUGAAAAACGUCAAGAAAAGUCGCGAUGAACUGGAUGGUGUUUCGAAAUUAUUUUUCGAAGUUAUGACGGGUGUGUCGAGUCAAUUUCACAGUUGUACCGAAGAAUUUUUAUCUGUCAUAUUGAAACAACUAAAUGAUAGAAAGUCAUCAGCCCUACUUUUUCAAAUAUGUGAGAAGUUAGUAUCUUUCGUGACUAGUUUUGUUACGUCGAAGACUGAUAUCGCUCCUGUGUGGAAUACUUUUAUGAAAAUAACGAACGAAUUUCACUCCAAAUGGCAGCGCGAUUGCAGCGUUCACAAUUCCGAAAAUCUAGAUUUCAUGUUCAAGUUAAUACUGAAAUUUAUCAACGGUAGAGAAGUACUGUUGUCGAAUCCUCAAGAAAUCACCGACUUGGCAAUGAACUUGGUCACCAACGGAGAAAUACGAAACUUCAAAUCAUUACACGUGACUUUAAUCGACGUAUUAUGCUGUAUUUUGACCACGAAUAAAAUUUCAACCAAGAUUAGGAAUACCAAUGAAAUGAUCGUCAAAAUCUUGGGCAACAUUGAUGAUGACAAAGUUGCUAUUCGCUUCGUUGAUAAAAUCAUCGAACUGAAUCAAUACGAAUCGAUCGUUUUUCGCGAAUUUUUGAAGUACGUCAACAUUCGAGGAUUAAACGACGACUUGAGCGAAUUUUUAACGAAAAUCGUUUACACAAAGACUAAUUUUUCAUUCGAAUCGGGGAAAAAUUCGCUAGAUUUUUUUACUCUUGGUCUUAGAUCUGUUCCUCGCACGUUCACCGAAUUCCUUUUGAACAAAAUUUUAGACAAGGUAUCCGAUGAAAAUAUCCAUCAAGUGGAGAACUCGUUGCAUUCAAUUAUAGUAUUAUCUUUCACAAACCUUCCAGCUGCGAAAUUUGCUCAAAAAUUUGACAAGUUUUUCUCAAGUCUUUGUACUUGUAUCGAAGCUACGGAAAACGUCGAACUCAAGGCGAAGCUUUUGUACAGUUUAUUGAUCUUCGUUCAAUAUCGUUUCAAGAACGACAGCGUGAAAGACUCAAAUAUCAACAAAGUCAUCGCACUAGCUGCAAAAUACAUUAAUUCUAAUAAUUAUCUGUGCUCCUUGAGGAUACUCGAUAGUUUAUCUGAAAGCAGCGCUUUCGAAUGUUUGAAUUCGGAUGAAGGAAAAAUUCGUCUUAUUAAUAAUUUAUCUUCGCCAUUUCACAAGGUUCGUUUAUUCUCGUCGCACGUACUUUCUAAAAUGAACAUAAGUCCCGUAUUCGAUCAAAUCUCCGAAAUCGAGAUGAUAUAUCCGACUAUCGAAACGUACCGAGAUAAACUGCAGCGUUUACAGAAAUUCGAAUGCGACGAAUUAUUCGCCAAUAUCGCCGAUAAAUACGUCAGACUGGGUGUUCUGAAAUUUCUGUUUGGAAAUAUGUAUAUUAACUUUUUAUACAUGUGGGAACCUACUCAGAAACUGAUUCAGUCGCAUUUAGAAAAUGAUCCGAAUGCGUGGAGCGUGUUCACCGAAGAAUUAGAGGCGGUUGCUACGAAUGAUUUGAAUUUCGAUCGAGUUAUGGAAGACGUACAAGCUGAAUUCAAAUGUGAAUUUUUAAAAGAACAUUUUUAUCAGCUGAACGGAGUUGAUGAUAGACCUGAUUUCUACAAUGUUCGAUGCCUUCUUUCGAGUAUAAUGACUAACAUAUCAAAUUACUCCUGCAUUGAUAAGAAUUUAGUAGCUGAUCAUUUUUUGAAAUUUUAUAAGUCCGAGUAUACUGCUAGUAAUAACGAUUAUGGCGCUUAUUGUAACGUAACAUUAGUUAAAGAACGGGUUUCUGAAGAUCUCGUUGAAACUGGAAAAAAGACGGGCAAGAAUUAUAAUAAAUUGUUCUUGAUAUAUUUGAAACUCGUAAAUAACCUCACUAACCAGCUGCCGAAGAAAUCGAAAUCUGAUAUAUUUGAUAUCCAUUUCGAGCUCCUUUCGAAUGGUAAUUCGGAUAUUCAGAAAUACGCUGUUAGUUUCAUUUGUCGUAUCAAAGACAUGAACUCUUACAAAGAAAGACUCCAUUUGCUGACCAACGACAACACGAUCAAAGAUCAAUUGCGAUUCAUCAGAUCAGAUUUAGAGUCCAACACGAUUCCUGAGCAAGAUGUACCCUACCUUAUGAAAAUCGUCUUGAAAAUAUUGUUUGGUAAAGUGAGAAAAAAAUCAGCUGGUAAUUUACGAGAAGCCAUGUUUGAAUUCUUGGUCAACUGUAAAAAAGACGAGAUUAUCUUCUUCUUCGAUAUGAUUUUCAAAGAAUUCAGCGCCGUUGUGAAAGAUCCAUCCGAUCCGGUGAUUCACGAAUUCGAAGAAGUCAAUCUCGAGAAAGCUUUAAGUCCUUCGUGGGUUCUCAAUUACCUAAACCACGUUACGGAAAUUUUCAAAAAAUGUGGCGGUCUUUUACAAGACGUAGCGUUAAAAUAUCUUCUUCGUGUUUUACUGAAAUGUAUUUCGAUCGUGGUAUCGUUGCAAAAUCAAAAAUCUUCCGUGCAUCCUUGUUAUUAUAAUCUUAUUAGUAAAAUGCGAGUGAACGCUUUCGAAGCGAUCAUCUAUUUUGUGGAAAAUUUCGAAUACGUUUGGUCCAAAGACGAGAUGAACGCUCUGUUUAAAUUUUUCGUCGAUUCGUGGAUAGAAAAAAUUUCGGAAGAAUGUUUACAGAGCCCGAAUCCGUUGAUGAAGCUAUUCAUUACUUUCACCAAGAAUCCAAAGUUUUUCCCUUUGUUGGCAAAGAAGUCUAGAAAUUUGACCGCUUUGGAGGUGCUAAUGAAGCUUUUGAACAAUGAUAAAGUUUACUUUAACGUGAAGAAUUCCGUUGUCGAGGUUGUGGAAAGAUUACUAACCUUGGAAGAUGAAAUAGACGAAGAAGAAAUGCGCGAGUUCAUGUAUCACGAUGACGUUCACAAAAAUAAAAAAAAAAAUCAACGCUACGGAAUGACCCUUCUGAUGCCAUAUGUUUCCGAAGUUCUUCAAUACUUACAGGCAUCUCUAUCGAAAAAGUACAUCAGACUGAACAGCGUUUAUAUGCUAAUUUUGAAACGUGUAUCAGAAUUCGGAUUAAAUGAAGAAUCCAGCGCAGUUUUGUUGAAUCUUUUACUACCAAUUCUACGAAGCAAAGUUACCAGCAGUGGCGAAGACGACGUCGUUACUCCCUUAUUGGACACGAUAAUCAAUUUAUUCAAAACUUUCAAAAAUGCCGAACGGUUUAAAGAAUAUUUACUGCAAAUCGCCUACUUAUUGGGGGUCGCUACAACGCAUUCAGUUCGCCAAAAUUUAUGCGAACUUGUGAGCUACAUUUCAGAUAAAACAAAGAAAAAAUUUAUCGACUCGGAAUUGAUUUGCGGUUUGAAUUUGGACGAUAAAAAAUGGAUCGGUCAACCCGACUACGAUGGAAGGCUGAAAACCUUCAAAAGUAUCAACGAAGCUCGAGACAACGAACAAAUUUCCGUCUACUCGGGCAUCUUCAUCGUUUACAAUUGUUUCUAUAUGAUUAAAAACGUCAAAGAUAUAGCGUUAAGGGAUCAUUCUGGGCUGUGCUUGAAAAAUCUAUGCCCUGCUUUAUGCGAGAAGUUCUCCGAUGAUAAAAAACAGCUUAAUUUGUUUCUGAAUGAUAUUCUACUUCCAUUGAUCAGAGAAGGAAUAUUGAGCGAUGAUGAAAAUUACCAACACGAAUCUUUAGCUUUACUAGGUUUUAUGGCUCGCGAAUGUAGCAAAAUUCAUUUCGUGUUCAGAGAUUUGCAUCCGUUGAUCGAUCGUGAAGAUGUUGAAACUGAUUUCUUUGAAAAUAUAUUACAUUUGCAACAUUUCCGAAGGAUAAAAACUUUAAAAAGAUUCACCGAAAUAAUGUCUCAGCAAGUUAGAUCACCAUCGCCUUACACGUUGACGUUUCUUUUUCCAUUGGUCACCAAAAGUUUGCUGUCUGCUAAAUUUUCCAACGAACAUGGCUUGAUUGAUGCCGCCAUUGAGGCUCUGGGCAUAAUCUGCCGUCUAUCAAGUUGGCGUUAUUACGAAAAACUCCUCAAGUUUUACGUUAUGGAGAUGCGUAAAAAUGUUACCCUGCGUAAACAGGCAAUUCGCAUCGUGUCUGUAAUUUUAGAUUCGUUUCAUUUCGAUAUCUCCCAAGCUGAUCAAACCAAUUGCGUAACGAAAUCUGAUAAAGUUGAAAAUGACGACGAUAUCGAACCUAUGGAAGUUGACGAAGAAGCCAAAGAUAUCGUCGAUGAAAGUCAAGACGAAAAAAUACUUCCGGUAGUUCAACGAAUGACUGUAUUGUGUCGUUCGGACGCUACCAGGGUAUACCGCAGCAUCAAGUCUUUCUUGAUUCCAAGCCUGAAUCGUAUUUUUUUGGCGUACGACGAUUCCGAUCAAUACCAUAAACAGAGUAAAAAGGAUAAAAAUAAUGAUAAAGAAGAGAUGGCCGUGUUAAGCAUACCGAUCGCUUUUGCUGCUGUUAAAUUGAUGAAAAAAUUACCUAAAGCUGUACUCGAGGAGUAUAUAUCGACAAUUUUCUUGAAACUGAGCACAUAUUUGAAAUCGAGGCUGCCCAGUAUACGGUUAAUUGCCCGAGAAACCAUGCAAAAUGUUUUAAUAGAAGUCGGCCCGAAAUAUUUGCCUCGGCUUCUAUCCGAAAUGAUGUCUAUAUUGACGAAAGGUUUCCAAAUUCACGUACUAGUGUCAACUUGCCACGCUAUUUUGGAAAAAGUCAGCGACCUGUUUAUCGAGGGUGAAAUCGACUCUUGCGUUGAUCCUAUUCUGGAGAUUUGCAUUGUGGAUCUAUUUGGAAAGCUGUCCGAAGAAAAAGAAGUCGGCAAGAUAACUGGUAAAACUCCGGAAGCCAAAGGAAAUAAAAGUUACCACAUGUUGAAUAUCUUAUCCGAAAAUAUAACGCAAUGUCACGUUUUAGACAUUAUUUUACCAUUGAAACAGAUCUUAGCGAUAAACAUGUCAACAAAAACAGUGAACAAAAUACGAAGAUGUUUGCAGUACGUUGCUUUGGGUCUGGUCAAGAACAAGUUCAUCGAUACGAAUUCGAUUUUGGAACUAGCCUACGGCAUUUCGAACGAUUGCAUUCCAGAACUGACCGGUGAAAAUCAAAAUAACAAGAAUAUAACCGAAACGAAAGUACCCGAAAAAUCAGAUACCUUACUUAUACCCGAAGAACCGCGAAAACUCAAACCGGAAUUGAUUAAAACGUGCGCUAGGACAAAUGCUCAUGUAAUCAUCGAAUUUGGAUUAGAACUGUUGGAAUCAGCUUUAAGACAGGAACAAUUGAAACCAAAAACGUAUCGAGAACGUUUGGAUCCGUUUAUACCUAUUAUUAAAGAUUGUUUGCAUUCUCAGCAUGUUAAAUUACGAAUAUUGUCGCUGAAAUGUUUGGUGAAAUUGUUUCGAAAAAAAUUACCCUCGUUGAACGAGAACAUCGGUGAUAUUUGCGAUUCGAUUUUUGAGAUUUUAGGAGAAUAUUCGAGUCCAGCGAUGACAGGAGAAAAUGCCGAACUUUUGAUGAGUGCUGCCAAAGCUGCUUUAGUGCUGGUUCACGAUCUCGAUCAUAAAAUUGACAACUGCCAACUUCGUAUCAUGUUAUUCGUGGCCGAAGACUUGUUGAAAAAUAUCACCCAUUACGGGACAGGAUUUUCCCUCAUCAGAGCGGCGAUUAAACGGAAAUUCAAUAUCCCAGAGGUACACAGUCUGAUGAAGAUCGUUUCAGAAUUGAGUAUACGUUCGUAUUCGGAACCUAUCCGAACGACGGCUAGAGAAGUGUACUUCAAGUACUUGAUGGAUUACCCUCAUGGCAAGAAAUUACGCCAGCACGUGCAAUUUUACGUAGAUCAAUUGAAAUACGAUCAGUUGGAUGGUCGCAAGUCGGCAUUAGAGAUGUUACGCAUGCUAUUGAAAGAAAUCCCCGUGGAAUCGUUAUCAAAUUUAGGAAACGUGUUGCAUUUCGCUUUGGCUUGUCGACUAGAUUUAGAAGAAUCAGCCGAGUGCAAAAAAAUGGUAGCGGAUUGUUUGAUCGAAAUAAUAAACCGAGUCAAAGGCACAAAAGAAAAUGAUAAAAUGUUCGAUACAGUUAUGAUAUGGAUUAACGAGCCCAAGAUUUCCGUGAGAAGAUUAGCGUUACAAAUUUUGGGCUUAUACGUGUCUACUCUGAAAUUUAAUUUUAUCCAGAAACUGGAUCAGAUUUUACCUUCGAUUGAGAAGCAAUUUUCUAAUGCAGCCCCGAAAGCCAUUCAGCUCGAAUCUGAGGACUCGACUACCGAAAUGGAUCAUUUGAUUUUUCAAACGCUCCAUCUGUAUAAAAUGAUUCUGGAAAAUUGUCCUGAAAUACUGACCGAUCAGAAAUACGUCGAACAUGUCGAUAAAAUAGGAGUGAGUUGUCGAAUUUUCUUGGGCCAUUCGCACGAAUGGGUACGUCUCGAAGCUGCUCAAAUAUUAGGUAUUAUUCUGAAAUCGAUAAAUACCGAGCAUAUUGCGGACGCUAUCGCGAAAAAGAAAAAGAUAAGGAACGGAUUUUUACGCGACGAUAAAGCUAAAGAAAUGGUUAAAAGCUUAUGCUUAGAUUUUUGCGAUCAAUUAGCUCCCGGUUACGAUGUUAUGAACUUGUUGGUCAAAGAAAUCAGAAGCAAUUUGUUAUACUUGGUUGAUGUUUUGAAACAUAUCGAAUCCGUGGAUCCUAAAAAAUUGUCGUUAUUGUGGCUGAUGAGAAAGUUGGCCAGACUGGUAGCCUUAGAAGUCGCAAAAGCUCCUCUGAAAUAUACGGUGAGAACGAUGGUAUACCAAUUAUUCAUCGCGAUGGCUGGAAAACUCAACGAAGCUACGUUGUCGCCUCUGUUGUCUACAAUUUUAACACCUAUAGUUCGUGAAUUGGAAACCAACGACGAACAAGGUGCCACGAUUCGUCCCCUAGCCGAAAAAGUACGUCAAUUCUAUCGCGAAAAGAUCCCAUCAACCGUUUACGACGAGGUCAUCACUAAAGUUCAACGUAAACUCAAUAUCAAGAAGACACGAAGGAAGGUCACUCGUUCUCAAAUGGCUGUAACCGAUCCAGAGAAGUCAGCCAGCGUUAAGGUUAAGAAGCAGUUGAAAAAGAAAGAACAGAAGAAAAGAAGGCUGGAGAAAUUACGUAAACGAAAGUUCAAAAGUGGCAAGAGAGUUAAACUAGUUGACGUUAGCAGCAAGUGAAAGAUUAUCCGUCCAGCGGGACGAUGUUCAUUGAUCUGUGAUAUCAUUUUCGUUCUUAUUUUCAAUAAAAGUUUUUUUCCCCCGAA